CUUUCUCUUAUAAAAAAGAACAAACCCUCUGGAAUGGAUCGUCUUUCUGUUUCGUUUCGUGCUCUUUAAUCCAAACCACCACUCCAUCUCCAUAUACUUCCCCAUUUCUCGACUCCACUCCUCGCCGUAGGAAAAUUUUGAACGGCCCCAGAAAUCGCUGAUCUACGAUUCCGAGUGAAUUCAGUUUCUCCUUCGUAAUGGCUUCUGCAGCUACAAUGGUAUUGGACCUGAAGCGGUUAUCAGAGCCGUCGCCGUCGCCGUCGUCCGUCCUCCAAUCCGUCGAGGAGGAGGACCUCUACGCCAAGCUGAAGUCUCUGCAGCGUCAACAUGAGUUUAUCGAAAUCAAGGAGGAGUAUGUUAAAGAUGAACAGAAGAAUCUCAAGCGCGAGCUCCUCCGGUCCCAGGAAGAGGUCAAGCGGAUCCAGUCGGUGCCGUUGGUUAUCGGGCAGUUCAUGGAGAUGGUCGACACCAACAACGGUAUUGUUGGGUCGACCACUGGCUCGAACUACUAUGUGAGGAUUUUGAGCACGAUUAAUCGGGAACUGUUGAAGCCCUCGGCUUCCGUAGCUUUGCACCGCCAUUCGAAUGCUCUUGUCGAUGUGCUGCCUCCUGAGGCCGAUUCGAGCAUCUCGCUGCUCAGCCAGUCGGAGAAGCCCGAUGUUACUUAUAAUGAUAUUGGAGGAUGUGACAUCCAAAAGCAGGAAAUUCGUGAGGCUGUGGAGUUGCCACUGACUCAUCACGAGUUGUACAAGCAAAUUGGUAUAGACCCACCCCGAGGUGUGCUGCUCUAUGGUCCCCCUGGUACUGGGAAAACUAUGCUCGCUAAGGCUGUUGCAAAUCAUACUACAGCAGCUUUCAUUAGAGUUGUUGGCUCUGAGUUUGUCCAGAAGUAUUUGGGAGAGGGCCCACGUAUGGUUCGUGAUGUCUUUCGUCUUGCCAAAGAGAAUGCGCCUGCAAUUAUUUUCAUUGAUGAGGUGGAUGCUAUUGCCACGGCUAGGUUUGAUGCCCAAACAGGAGCUGAUAGGGAAGUUCAGCGUAUUCUGAUGGAGCUCCUGAAUCAGAUGGAUGGCUUCGACCAGACUGUUAAUGUCAAAGUUAUAAUGGCAACUAAUCGUGCUGAUACUCUGGACCCUGCACUCCUUCGUCCUGGAAGGUUGGACAGGAAAAUUGAGUUUCCUUUGCCUGAUAGAAGACAGAAGAGGCUCGUCUUCCAGGUCUGCACUUCUAAGAUGAAUCUUGGUGACGAGGUGGAUUUGGAGGAUUAUGUGUCAAGGCCAGAUAAAAUUAGUGCUGCUGAGAUUGCAGCCAUCUGCCAAGAAGCAGGGAUGCACGCUGUACGUAAGAACAGAUACGUGAUACUCCCCAAGGACUUUGAAAAGGGAUACCGUUCCAAUGUGAAGAAGCCCGACACAGACUUCGAAUUCUACAAGUAGAAAGACCAACUUUUUACCUGCUGAUGUGGCUGGCUGGACUUAAAUUAUAUCGUUGAAUCAAGAGGAUUAAGGGAGCCUCCCUGGCUCUUAAAGAAGAUGAACUACUCUACUGGUGCAGUUUGUGGCCAAAAAGAGGAACUUUGUGUUGGGCAAACUUCGUUGCCUGCGGAUAGCGUUUGUUAGAAGUGAAUGCAUUCCGACUUUCAGUUGCUCAAUUUUAUAUCAAGCUGUGUCACAUGUUAGUAAGUAUGGCCAUCUGCUGUACCAUUCGAUUUUCUUUUGCUCUUAUCAUACUGUUGCUGAGCCUUAUUUAUACGGUUGGCACUUGGCAUGUGGCACGUCAGCAUCUCUUUUUCCUUGUGUACUGUAAGUGUAGCAGGGACUUGGCAGCAUUUCUUCUCUAUUAAAUCCAUGCGUAUGCGUUUGCUCGUCACUUUAUGAACUGCUUGCAGCUUGCUGUUUUGAUUCCGUUGGCAGAUGAAUCCACGGAUGCCAGGAAGGUUGGUUUUUCA
Molecule: messenger RNA, 1945 nt
Organism: Linum tenue
Lineage: Eukaryota; Viridiplantae; Streptophyta; Magnoliopsida; Malpighiales; Linaceae
Source: the annotation of a GenBank genome assembly